AUGGACCGCAACCCUUCGCCGCCGCUGCCCAGUCGGGAUGAGGAGGAGGAGGAGGGUGCUGGGGGAGACUGCAUAGGGAGCACGGUCUACAGCAAGCACUGGCUCUUCGGUGUCCUCAGCGGACUCAUUCAGAUGGUUAGCCCUGAAAACACCAAAUCCAGCUCAGACGAGGAGGAGCAGCAGAUGGAGCUCGAUGAAGAAAUGGAGAAUGAAAUUUGCAGAGUCUGGGAUAUGUCCAUGGAUGAGGAUGUGGCUUUAUUUCUCCAAGAAUUUAAUGCCCCUGACAUAUUUAUGGGAGUAUUGGCCAAAUCCAGAUGUCCUCGAUUAAGAGAAAUCUGUGUGGGAAUUUUAGGUAAUAUGGCCUGUUUCCAAGAGAUAUGUGUGUCCAUCAGCAGUGAUAAAAAUCUUGGACAGGUGUUACUGCACUGUUUGUAUGAUUCAGACCCUCCUACUCUGCUGGAAACAAGCCGGUUGUUGCUUACUUGUCUUUCCCAGACAGAAGUGGCCAGUGUCUGGGUUGAAAGAAUCCGGGAAUAUCCAGCUAUUUAUGAUAGUAUUUGUUUCAUUAUGUCAAGUUCAACAAAUGUUGACUUGCUGGUGAAAAUAGGGGAAGUUGUGGACAAACUUUUUGAUUUGGACGAGAAGCUAAUGUUGGAAUGGAUUAGAAAUGGGGCUGUUCAGCCUCUGGACCAACCCCAGGAAGAUGCUGAAGAGCAGCCAGUGUUUAAAAUUGUGCCCUGUGUACUUGAAGCUGCCAAACAAGUACGUUCUGAAAAUCCAGAAGGGCUCGAUGUUUACAUGCAUAUCUUACAGCUGCUUACCACAGUGGAUGAUGGAAUUCAAGCUAUUGUACAGUGUCCUGCUACAGGAAAAGACACUUGGAAUUUACUUUUUGACCUGGUCUGCCAUGAAUUUUGCCAAUCUGAUGAUCCACCCAUCAUACUUCAAGAACAGAAAACUGUGCUAGCCUCUGUUUAUUCAGUGUUGUCUGCCAUCUUUGCUUCACAGGCUGAACAGGAGUAUCUAAAGAUAGAAGAAGAUCUUCCUCUAAUUGACAGCUUGAUUCGUGUCUUACAAAACAUGGAACAUUGUCAGAAGAAGCCAGAGAACUCAGUAGACUCUAACACAGAAGAAACGAAAAAGUCUGAUUUAACCCAAGAUGAUUUCCACUUGAAAAUCUUAAAGGAUAUUUCAUGUGAAUUUCUUUCUAAUAUUUUUCAGGGUUUAACAAAGGAGACUGUGGCUCAGGGAGUAAAGGAGGGCCAGUUAAGCAAACAGAAGUGCUCCUGUGCAUUUAAAAACCUUCUUCCUUUUUAUAGUCCUGUGAUAGAAGACUUUCUCAAAAUUCUACAUGAAGUUGAUAAAACUCUUGCUGAUGACCUGGAGGAAAGCUUCCCAAGUUUGAAAGUUCAGACUUAA
Puma concolor (puma) is the source of this 1419-nucleotide messenger RNA. RefSeq names its product serum amyloid A like 1 (gene SAAL1). NCBI's taxonomy places the organism in Eukaryota, Metazoa, Chordata, Mammalia, Carnivora, Felidae. The record is from RefSeq and is a predicted model, not a curated record. Gene Ontology annotation, biological process: positive regulation of synoviocyte proliferation. Gene Ontology annotation, cellular component: nucleoplasm.